Messenger RNA from Oncorhynchus kisutch (coho salmon), 4057 nucleotides. RefSeq names its product homeobox-containing protein 1. The record is from RefSeq and is a predicted model, not a curated record. Gene Ontology annotation, biological process: positive regulation of DNA-templated transcription. Gene Ontology annotation, cellular component: nucleus. The coding region runs from base 294 to 1796 and encodes 500 amino acids. Lineage: Eukaryota; Metazoa; Chordata; Actinopteri; Salmoniformes; Salmonidae. The transcript has 9 exons. Gene Ontology annotation, molecular function: double-stranded telomeric DNA binding.
GUGGUAACUUUUUUGUUUCCAGAAAAUGAACAACUAAGGAAUAAUUGUUCACGUUUCUUAUUGGCUUCUGAAAGCCAGACGCGUCUUUUUGACAUUCCCGGAAGCGCUCCCGGAAAUCUCGCGAUGUUUCAUCCCCCCUUGUGGGUUUAUAAACUCUGUGACAAUAAGCUUGUAAUUGAAAUCUAGCGUUAGCACUCCUGCUACAACCAGGCGGUCGAUGUGUUGUUGCUACGGUUAAUAAGUGGCAUUUCCCCUCCCCACACACACUGUUCAGUGGUGGUAUGCGAUUUUAAAUGGUCAAAUGUACACAGGCACAUCGAGAUAGAGAGCCAAGGAUGUCUCAUUACACAGACGAGCCUCGCUUCACCAUCGAGCAGAUCGACCUGCUCCAGAGGCUGCGGCGUACGGGCAUGACCAAGCAGGAGAUCCUCCAUGCCCUGGACACCCUGGAUCGGCUGGACCGCGAGCACGGGGCCAAGUUUGGACAUCGCACCUCCUACGGGGGAGAAGCAAGCAGCUCUGUGUCAAACCCUAAUUGCACCACCUCCAACAACACUGCAGCCACCACCUCCUCGUCCAAUAUUACUGUUGAUGAUAAUAAUAAUAAUAAUUCCACCAGUGGGAGCAGCGAGGUUAACAACACCACCCUGGCCUCUUCCUGCACCAACUCUACCGUCGCACAGACACAGUACCUCUCACCGCGCGGGGGGCUGUCCCCGUCGCCUAGCAACAGCUACGACACCUCCCCACUGCCCUCCGCCGUCCGCCACUCCCCAGUGUCACUGGUCACCAUGGCGCAGAACGGUGGGCGGGACAGCCUGGUGGCGACGCCCAAUGGGAAGCUCUCGCCGCCGCGGUACCCGGUGAACAGUGCAGCGGCCGCCAGGGUGUUCGGGUUCGAGGCAACUGAGGAGGAGCUGGAAAUCGAUGACAAGGUGGAGGAACUCAUGAGGAGAGACGGCAGCAUCGUGAAGGAGGAGAUCAAGUCGUUCCUGGGGAACAGGAGAAUCUCUCAGGCUGUGGUGGCCCAGGUCACAGGAAUCAGUCAGAGCAGGAUCUCUCAUUGGUUGCUUCAACACGGCUCUGACCUCAGUGAACAGAAGAAGAGAGCUUUCUACCACUGGUACCAGCUAGAAAAGACCUCCCCAGGUGCCACUCUAAACAUGCGCCCCGCCCCCAUGGCUAUGGAGGAAAUGGAGUGGAGACAGACCACACCCCAUAUAAGUACCGCCCCAGGACUCUUCCGGCUACGCAGAGGAAGUCGUUUUACCUGGAGGAAAGAAUGUCUGGCUGUGAUGGAGAGCUACUUCAAUGACAACCAGUACCCUGACGAAGCUAAGAGAGAGGAGAUCUCUAACGCCUGCAACGCUGUCAUCCAGAAACCAGGGAAGAAGUUAUCGGACCUGGAGAGAGUCAGCUCUCUUAAAGUCUACAACUGGUUUGCCAACCGACGCAAGGAGAUCAAGAGACGAGCUAAUAUUGAAGCCACGAUCCUGGAGAGCCAUUGGAUAGACGUCCAGAGUCCUGGAGGACAUUCCAACAGUGACGACAUCGAUGGAGGCGACUACACAGAACAGGCCUGUGACCUGCCCUACUUCGACAAGAGACCCAUGGCCAGGCCCUUUGGCUUCUACAGGCUGGAGCCCACUUCACCCACACAGGACGAUGGUACUGACCACCAGGACCCCAUCUCUCUGGCUGUGGAGAUGGCUGCAGUCAACCAUACCAUCCUGGCUCUGUCCCGGACCGGAGGGGUGCCCAGCAACAUCAAGACAGAGGUCCCGGACGAUGACUGAAGAGGUGGUUACUACUGGACAGUAACUGGGAGGAAGGAGUGGAGAGGGAACGGUAAUAGCCAAGAGAGGAUAGGGGGUGGGUGUGUGUGCGCGUGAGAGAGUGUUUGUGGUUCAAGGAAUGUGAAGAUAACCAAAUGAAGCUAUCAAACUCCAGCCACCCUCCUUCACAGUCCCAGUGAACUCUACCCUCCUUCCCCUUGUUCUCAGCUCCUCCACGGUCCCAGUGAACUCUACCCUCCUUCCCCUUGUUCUCAGCCCCUCCACGGCCCCAGUGAACUGUACCCUCCUUCCCCUUGUUCUCAGCCCCUCCACGGUCCCAGUGAACUGUACCCUCCUUCCCCUUGUUCUCAGCUCCUCCACGGUCCCAGUGAACUGUACCCUGUCUUGUCCCUCAUCGGAGUGAAAAAGUUGAGUGGAGGAUAAUAAAUGGCUGUUUUUCUCUGGACCUCCACCCCGAUAUGGUGCCACUGGCCCUGGGGCCCUGGUCAAACCGUCUUCCCACUCCUCCUCUCUGAGCCCAAACCCACAUACCUCAAUCCUGCUGUACUGUAUAUAUGGUAUCUGUUCUCAUUAGAGACAUAGAAUAGAAGUCUGUUCUAGAAUAGAAGUGAUACCAUUUCUAUGGUUCUCAUACUGUCUCAUCGUGUGCUGCCCUGAACCCAUUUCCUUGUGCAAUGCAUUGGUAGCGCAUCAGUGGCCUCUUACUAACACUGCUGGAAGAGAGGGAGGGAUGUAGUUUAUCACCCUGCCAAAGAACAGUCAGUUGACUACUCAUCUGUGGAUUGGACUGUUCUGAUUGGACUAGACUGUUCCCGACUGUUCAAUGUAUCCUGCAGUCUACAGCUUUCAUUCCUACUGGAAUCUUAACGUUUGGUUGGUAAACCAUUGACAUUAUGAAUUGUCCCAUGUUCGUUGUGCUCUUUCUAAAUGGAAUGGCCACCAGAAAUACAGAAGUCCAUUUUCUGCAGCGGACGGUUAAGUGCAUGUGUCAGAAAGUGAUCUGAAAGCCAGCAGUACCCCCCCCCACUCCCCACCCCCCCAAGGCCAAAUGAGAGACACAGCUAACUUCUGAUCAGUUUAGCCUUGUAGGCCAGUGGAUAUUAAAGGGACAAUCUGUGAUUUGGUCCAUUUAUUUUCUGACUUAAAUAAUGAUAUACACCCAUUGAUUUUUUUUUUAAACAUAAUAUAAUUUCAAACGAACCUGAGAGCUGUGUUACAUAGAUGGUGAAUCUAAUCAUUUUUAAGGGUUACAUUUUUAUUUAUUUAUUUAUUUUACCUUUAUUUAACCAGGUAGGCAAGUUGAGAACAAGUUCUCAUUUACAAUUGCGACCUGGCCAAGAUAAAGCAAAGCAGUUCGACAGAUAAAACGACACAGAGUUACACAUGGAGUAAAAACAAACAUACAGUCAAUAAUGCAGUAUAAACAAGUCUAUAUACAAUGUGAGCAAAUGAGGUGAGAAGGGAGGUAAAGGCAAAAAAGGCCAUGAUGGCAAAGUAAAUACAAUAUAGCAAGUAAAAUACUGGAAUGGUAGUUUGAUCAAAAGUACAUUAACUCACGGCGGGUGAGUUUCCUGGAAGUUCGGUAGCACUAAGAUCGCGUCCUUUGACGGCAACGUGUGAAUGAUGGUCUCGGCAUCGACAGACAGUACAAAGCUUUUGGGUAACUCGCCCUCAUCGAAGGACGUAACAUAUCAUAUGAAAUGGAUGAGCACCACUUUCUAAACUACUGUCUCUGGAAGUAGAUUUCCUCGCUGUCAAAAUUCGCAAAAAGAUAGUCCUCUAACCAUCGUUUUUGGAAUUUGUGAUACUCCCUGACUGUCCAGCUGUAAUUUCAGUGAUUUAAUAGUGAGCUGGACACAGUCAAGGAACUGUGUAAAUGUAGCUCUAUUAGCGUUUCUAUGUGACAGCCCUGCUUUAAGGGGGGGGAGUGAAUAUCAGCAGACACUCAACCCCCCCCCCCCCCCCGUUGACUGAGACUCCCCUGGUAGACGGUGUAUAUACAGUUCAUUCAGAUCCAUUCAUUCAUUGUCCACAUUUUGUUACAUUAGACUUUUUCUAAAAUGGAUGAAAUUGUUUUCAUUCCCCUCAUCAAUCUACACACAAUAUCCUGUAAUGACAAAGUAAAAAAUAUAUUUUUAUUAACGUUUUUUUGCAAAUGUAUUACAAAUAAACUCACAUUUACGUAUUCAGUAUUCAGACCCUUUACUCAGUACUUUGAUGAAGCACCUUUGGUAGCGAUCACAGCCUCAAGACUUCUUGGG